Molecule: messenger RNA, 798 nt
Organism: Bactrocera oleae (olive fruit fly)
Lineage: Eukaryota; Metazoa; Arthropoda; Insecta; Diptera; Tephritidae
Source: RefSeq, a predicted model, not a curated record
AUGGUGGUAGUUGGAAAAUCUAAUAAACCACGUGCAUUCAAAAACAUUGAUUUACCUGUACACUAUUAUGGACAAAAAAGUGCGUGGAUUACAAAAGAUCUUUUCAAAAAGUGGUUCGAUGAAUGUUUCGUACCAGAAGUUACAAAAUGGUUGAAAGAUCAUAAUUUUUCUCAAAAAGCGUUAUUGCUUCUUGAUAACGCUCCCGGCCAUCCGUCUGAAGAAGAACUGACAACUAAUGAUAAAUGCAUCACUGCGAUGUUUCUUCCGCCAAACUGCACUGCACUGAUUCAACCCAUGGAUCAGCACAUAAUUCAGUUUGUAAAGCAAGAUUAUAAGAAAACCCUACUUCUAAAAGCCUGGAAUGCAUUACCUUCAUCAACUAUUACAUCGUCUUGGAAAAAGUUAUGGCCAGAUAUAGUCGCCAAUCCUACCAACGAUCCACAAAUCAGUGUACCUACGGAAUUAAUAGAGCAAAUUGCUGCUGAAACCCAAAUAAGUCCGGAAAAUUUGGAAACCUGGUGCCGUGGAAUGGAUAAAGAGAAAAAUAUUUUUUAUGAAAUGUCUGACGAAGAGAUUAUAAAAGAGAUUUCUACACCAAUAAAUCAGGAAGAUGAUGACGAAGUAAUUACAACUACUCCGCCAGUGAAAGCACAAGAUGCAAUGAAUGCCUUUGAGCUGGGUUUGCAAUGGGCUGAAGAAAAUGGUGCAUCCUACAACGAACUUCUACUUUUGAGAAGACUGAGAGACAAAGCUUUAUUCUCGCGUUUCAACAAUGUGAAACAAAAAAAAAUUGAUUAA